Messenger RNA from Morchella sextelata, 381 nucleotides. RefSeq lists its product as uncharacterized. The record is from RefSeq and is a predicted model, not a curated record. The transcript is spliced from 3 exons. NCBI's taxonomy places the organism in Eukaryota, Fungi, Ascomycota, Pezizomycetes, Pezizales, Morchellaceae. The coding region runs from base 1 to 381 and encodes 126 amino acids.
AUGGUUCCCCGGCCGCCUGGGUUGGGCUUGAUUGAGCUACCAGAGCGGCGGCCGCGCGGCCUCCAUGACUCUACCCGGCGCUGCUAUCAAGCAAGAUCCAGAGCUCAAGGCAUACCCUGUGGAAUCUACAACCGAGGGGCGGGUAGAAGAGAACCGUCAAGCAAAAAGGAAGGUACAACACCCACUGCCGGGAGCCAGGAGGGACAAAACCCCCAAGUCCCGGUGCCUGAAACCUCCUUCCCGGGAUUGGGCCGUUGUGUUGCAGACAUUCUUAGUUGUCUCCAGCCAGCACCGAAACAUAUACUACGGCUUUUCUUGCAGUCUUCGAAUCCCCGUUCGACUGAUCAUCGUCUGAAGUGCAAUUGUCCUCCCGGUGGCUAG